AUGACCAUUACGGACUUCACCGUGCGCAAAAAGAGCUACCGCUACCUCACCACUCAGGCGAGCUACCCAAACCAUGAUUCCAAGGCGGUCCUUGAUGCCUUUGAUCCCACCAAGGACCUUCAGUUGCAAGAUCUAAACAGCCUUGUCGAAAAGGGGGUACAAGGAGGCGCCCCGGCCUGGUACACGGGAUGGCCCAAGGAACAGGUGAACAACUUUAAUUUUUGGCAUCGCCCAAUGAUUAGGUCCACAACGGUUGGCGAAAAGAAAGAGCAGCAUUUUGAUAAAUUGUAUGUGCUGGACCAUGACGUUCUGGAGAACGGGAGCGACCCACUGGCAGUCUCUUGGCCGGCAAAGGCCUUCUCGAAAACCGAUCCGGUUAAGGUUCCAAAUUUGGAGGCGUGGUUGAUAAACGAGGAGCUCAAGCAAGAUCGCUCCAAGUUGUUCGUGAUGGAGGAUAUCACCGACGAAGAUCCUGAGACGGCGUACAACCUACUGGUUACACGCAAGCGAAUGCCCAUUCCCAAGGAGUUCUUGGAUAUCACUUGGGACGGAUCGCCGGCACGCAAAGUCUUGCGAUUGGUGAUUGACAGAAUCAAGAUUCUCGCCAACAGCGAGGAGCCUGAAAAAAAUUCGGAACUUUCGAAGAACAUCGGAGAACCUGCUGUUCUCACUGCGACAUCUGCCCGACGCUGGGUUUCCGGAGUAAUUAAUUCGGAUUUCGCCGGAUUGGACUCGGAGGACUCAACUGGAGAUUCCUCCAACAAGACCUACAAACUGCUCACGAAGACCUUGGCAGCCGUCGAGGAGAGCAAUAAGACGACCAAGACCUCCGUGGAAUCGCUUUCGGAGGUGGUGGUAGCGGGUAUCCAGGGACAAGCAUCGGACAAGGCGCCCCCAAAUACAGUGGAAAAGAAGUGGCCCACAAGGCUCUCCUAUCUGAAGCGAGUUGCUGGUACUACGACCUCAGCUCAGCUCCCCACACUCUGGCACGAGCUAGCAAAGUGCAAGAAGCACGAAUCAAUUGGAAUUGUGCAGUCCCUGCUGGACGAUGAGGCCGAGAAACUGAACCUCAAUCUGGAAUUCAUUGUUUCAGCCCGAGUAAUCAAGAGCCUGGUGGAAUUGGAAUUUUGUUCGCGCGGCAACAUGGAAAAGGGUUUGAACGUGUUGAAUAGUGUCUGUUUCCAGCACUACAAAAAUGCAACCGCGAUCAACGAUUACAUAAAAACCGAUUAUUGGUUGACGGGCGAAAAGACGACCGCAUCAAUGAAGGAUCAUCAAGCCCACGACAAGAUCAAGCAUGCUAUCUUCGCAAAAGACCCCAUGCAGUUCCGUGAGAUGGUCAAUGGCAUGCGAGUAUUCUACCAUGUAGUGUUUGGGAAAACUCAUCCACUGACCGCCGUGUACGAAUGGUUUGCAAAGAAUGUGGACUCGAUCGCAUGA
Molecule: messenger RNA, 1440 nt
Organism: Cylindrotheca closterium
Lineage: Eukaryota; Bacillariophyta; Bacillariophyceae; Bacillariales; Bacillariaceae
Source: the annotation of a GenBank genome assembly